Molecule: messenger RNA, 1474 nt
Organism: Panicum hallii
Lineage: Eukaryota; Viridiplantae; Streptophyta; Magnoliopsida; Poales; Poaceae
Product: histone deacetylase 8
Exons: 3
Coding region: 49-1221 (390 amino acids)
Source: RefSeq, a predicted model, not a curated record
UGGGGCGUUGAACUGAACAGGGGCCGCCACCGGAAAAAUCCACCGCCGAUGGCCUCCGACUCCUCCCCGCCGGCGGCGGCGUCGUCGCCGCAGGGUCCUGGAGAUAAGCUGGCGGUGUUCUGGCAAGAGGGCAUGCUGGCCCACGACGCAGGCCGCGGCGUCUUCGACUCGGGCCGCGACCCGGGCUUCCUGGACGUGCUCGACCAGCACCCGGAGAACGCCGACCGCGUCCGCAACAUGGUCUCCAUCCUCCGCCGCGGGCCCAUCGCGCCCUUCGUCUCCUGGCACUCCGGCCGCCCCGCGCACGCCUCCGAGCUCCUCUCCUUCCACUCCUCAGAAUACAUAGAGGAGCUCGUGCAGGCGAACGCCACCGGAGCCAAGAAGUUCUGCGAGGGCACGUUCCUGAACCCCGGCUCCUGGGGCGCUGCGCUUCUGGCCGCCGGAACCACGCUCUCCGCGGUGAAGCACAUACUAGACGGGCACGGGAACCUGGCCUAUGCGCUGGUCCGCCCCCCUGGCCAUCACGCGCAGCCCGACCGCGCAGAUGGCUACUGCUUUCUGAACAAUGCCGGGCUUGCCGUGCACCUGGCUCUGGAUAGCGGGCGCUCAAAGGUUGCAGUCGUUGAUAUUGAUGUGCACUAUGGGAAUGGUACAGCAGAGGGUUUCUAUCGCACGGAAAACGUGCUAACGAUUUCGCUUCACAUGAGGCAUGGGUCAUGGGGUCCAUCGCAUCCGCAGAGUGGCUCCGUGGAUGAGAUUGGUGAAGGCAAGGGGCUUGGGUACAAUCUCAAUAUACCUUUGCCUAACGGAAGUGGAGAUGCUGGGUAUGAAUAUGCGAUGAACGAGUUGGUUGUUCCAGCGAUUGAUAAGUUUCAGCCUCAACUUUUGGUUUUUGUGGUCGGUCAAGAUUCUAGUGCGUUCGAUCCCAAUGGAAGGCAGUGCUUGACCAUGGAAGGCUAUCGGAAAAUUGGGCAAAUAAUGAGGAGCAUGGCUAAUCGGCAUAGCAAUGGGCAAAUAUUGAUUGUCCAGGAAGGUGGUUACCACAUCACUUACUCAGCAUAUUGUCUGCAUGCAACACUGGAAGGUGUUUUGGAUCUGGAAGCCCCACUGCUGGAUGACCCGAUCGCUUACUAUCCAGAGGAUGAGAGAUACACUAAGAAAGUUGUUGACAUGAUCAAGGAUUCCUGGAAAGAAUCCGUCCCUUUCCUGAAGGACAUCUAGCAAGCACAGUUUAGUCGCCCUCAACUUCAAAUCAUUUAUGCACCAAGUUCAUGGUUUUCUAUUGGAACUGGAAUGAUAUUGCGCGUUGUUUUGUACAUUUAUAGGCUUUCUAUUUAAGAACCCCCCGCUUCCGAUGCAGUGUUGCACGCCAUAGCAUGCCAUGUCAAGUUCAGUAUUGUUUGCUGCUGCUGUUCAGUUUCAGAACAUUAGGAUCUUGCUAGCAGUUCAUAAGCAGCCAGUCUUUUCUCUGGAA